UGUGUGUGUCCACAGGCAGCUGAUCUUGAUCAUGGAGUUGUACAGCCACGAUGAUGUGUAUAACUACCUCAGACAAAUAGCACUAACCCUCUGCUCAGACAAAGUGUCAGAGGUCCGGUGGAUCUCUUACCAGCUGGUGGUGGAGAUCUUACAGAAGAUGUAUGCGUGUGGAGCCCACGAGCUGGGCCUGAACUUCAGCAACGAGCUCAUCGUCCGCUUCUGCCACUGUCCAAAAUGGGUGGGCCGCCAGGCCUUUGCCUUCAUCUGCCAGGCCAUCGUGGAGGAGGACUGUAUGCCCAUGGACCAGUUUGCCCAGCACCUCCUCCCCAGUCUCCUCAGCCUGUCGUUGGACCCCGUGGCCAACGUCCGCGUGCUGGUGGCCAAAGCACUGCGGCAGAGUGUCAUGGAGAAAGCGUACUUCAAAGAGCCGGGCAGUGCCUACUUAGAAGAGCUGGAGGAGACGGUGAUGACCCUGCAGGCGGACAAGGACAGAGACGUACGCUUCUUUGCCAGCCUGGACCCCGACAUGGUGCUUAUGGACACUUCUGCUUUAAUCUAGAACCUUCCAGCCUGCUCCAACACACAGCCAAUAACUAUCACCAGCAUCAGACCUGACCAGAACACUCGCCUGCAGGAAAUAAAGGCACUGAUACAGAAACAUACAUAGAAUCAGUCAUGUGCUCUCUCUCUGUCUCUCUCACACACACACACACACACACACGAUCUGAAAACCGCACCUCGCUAAGCUAAAACAGCCACCGCAAAAUGGCAUCGGAUUCCAGGUGGAAAACAACCCACCAUGCGGCUCGGCUAGCGUCCCGUCGUCGAGUCACCUCAACCCAUCUGUAUCCAGCUGGUUCUCUCAGGUCCUCUGGUUUCAUCACGGUUUCUCUCUCUCUUUUCAUCUUGUCUUCAAUGACCUCCGUAACCACUACUGCUUAGGAGAAGGAACAACCGCACCACUUGGCACGAAACAAAAUAUGUUCAUGAACUCGUGGCAUCUUCCCUCUGUGUGUUUACUACGUCAAUAAUGUGAUCCAAGUCUCCCAGAGACCAAUGAAAUACCUCUGAUUGGACAUAACUCAGGCCAGUUUCGCCAUAGGGGCGUUUAGCUUAUAGAAUGAGGUACAGCGCUUUAGAACGCAGAUAGAAAUGGAAUGUAUAGAUAGACUCACUAGAAUUGUGAUUCUUCUAUAUACAAUGCAUCUGUACAUUCUAUAACGUUGCUCUCCCCUGAAUAAACCUCGGGUGUCAGCGGGACCUCGGGUGUCAGCGGGACCUCUGGUGUCAGCGGGACCUCAGGUGACAGUCAAUUUUGCAUCCCAAAUGGCACCCUAUUCCCUUUAUAGUGCACUACUUUUGACCAGGGCCCAUAGGGCUAUGGUCAAAAAAGUGCACUGUAUAGGGAACAGGGUGCCAUAUUGGAUGCAGCCCUUCAAUUGUGUUUUGGGGUUAUUUGGGGUGUUCACGACUCAAGGGCU
Messenger RNA from Oncorhynchus kisutch (coho salmon), 1481 nucleotides. Its product is annotated as serine/threonine-protein phosphatase 4 regulatory subunit 1-like. Gene Ontology annotation, molecular function: protein phosphatase regulator activity. Gene Ontology annotation, cellular component: cytoplasm. NCBI's taxonomy places the organism in Eukaryota, Metazoa, Chordata, Actinopteri, Salmoniformes, Salmonidae. The transcript is spliced from 4 exons. The record is from RefSeq and is a predicted model, not a curated record. Gene Ontology annotation, biological process: protein dephosphorylation. The coding region runs from base 32 to 559 and encodes 175 amino acids.